AUGAAUUCAACUCAGCAACUCAAUGACACGGAGGACCUUACUGAAAUCAAGUGGCUGUGGCUGUGCAAUAUCAUGGCAGCUGAAGGAGUCAUUGGUGUCUUAGGAAACCUCUUAGUGUGCUUUGUCAUUCUACGAGUCAAAUUCCUACACAACAUGACAAACUAUCUGCUGGUGAAUUUGGCAGUGGCCGAUAUGCUGCUGUGCCUGCAAGAGUUUUUCUUAUAUCUGAUGUCGUGUUCACUACUGGACUUUGUGCCAACAAACAUCAUUGGGAGAGAACUUUACUGCCGCAUUCUGAGAUCAAAAUAUUUAGCAUGGGCUUUGUCCUAUGCAUCUGCUUACAAUCUCUGUGUGGUAACAUUAGAGAGAUACGUUGCAAUUGUACAUCCAUUGCAAUAUGAAAGGAAACUCACAGCAACACGGAUGAAAACUCUGAUUGCUCUGAUCUGGGUGAUUUCAUUUCUCUUUUCUGCACCUUAUAUAUUAAUGAUGGAAUCAAGCACUGAUCCUGAUCAGGCUUGCUUGGAUUUAAAACACCAUCAUCAGGAAUUUCAACAAUUUUUGAAAGUGUUUACCAUUUUAAUGUGUUGCUUGCUGCCUAUAACAUUAAUGAGUUUGGCGUACUACAAGAUACAAGUCACUCUCAAAAGACAAGCAAAAGCCCUGAAACUGCGACAUGCAAGGGCAGCAGCCUAUGAUCUUGUGAUUGCUAGACAGCGUCUGAUCCAAACUCUUACAAUUGUCUUAGGAGCUCUUAUCAUCCUAUGGAUGCCAGUAUCAAUAGUCUUUCUUCUCUGUGUGGGUCCACCAUAUGAGGGCCUAAUUUCAUUCUGUGAUUCAGAUACCUACGGAUACAGCUUUGACAUCAGCAACUUUUUUUACUAUUUCAAUUCAGUCAUCAACCCUAUCAUCUAUGGGCUGAAAUACAAGAAAUUCCGACAAGGAGUUAAGGUAGCUUUUUGCAGCUGUGUCAAAAGAAAAUGGAAUAACAGAGUUGACAUUGAGAUGGUGCCAACAUGA
Patiria miniata (bat star) is the source of this 1020-nucleotide messenger RNA. Its product is annotated as orexin receptor type 2-like. Lineage: Eukaryota; Metazoa; Echinodermata; Asteroidea; Valvatida; Asterinidae. Gene Ontology annotation, molecular function: G protein-coupled receptor activity. The coding region runs from base 1 to 1020 and encodes 339 amino acids. Gene Ontology annotation, biological process: G protein-coupled receptor signaling pathway. The record is from RefSeq and is a predicted model, not a curated record. The transcript has a single exon. Gene Ontology annotation, cellular component: membrane.